This is a messenger RNA of Manacus vitellinus (golden-collared manakin), 1041 nucleotides long. It is a transcript of the gene ERG28, whose product is annotated as ergosterol biosynthesis 28 homolog. Gene Ontology annotation, cellular component: membrane; endoplasmic reticulum. Lineage: Eukaryota; Metazoa; Chordata; Aves; Passeriformes; Pipridae. The transcript has 3 exons. Gene Ontology annotation, molecular function: protein-macromolecule adaptor activity. The record is from RefSeq and is a predicted model, not a curated record. The coding region runs from base 1 to 597 and encodes 198 amino acids.
AUGAGCCGGUCGACGUGCUGCUCAGUCUGCAUUCGUCAUGGUGCGUCAUCGCGCGGCGGAAACACCCUGCAGAGCUUAAUCGCGAUUCACGUUCUGUCAGGAGACAGCUGUAAACCGCGAGCCCGCCUCGUAAAGGGUCGCGCCCGGCCGCCCCGGCGCCUGGCAGCCUCUCGCUUACAGCCAGGGGCUUUGGGCUCUCUCUCUGGUCCCAGGCCCGGGACCCGCCUACUGCGCCGCGCCGGCAGGACUGGGGGCGACAGGUGGGGCCAUGCGUGGUCUCCAUGUGCUCCUUCCUUCCUUUGCGCAGUGAACGAGCUCCAGGCUCGGACCUUCGGCGUCUGGACUCUGCUGUCGUCAGUGAUCCGCUGCCUUUGCGCCAUUGACAUCCGCAACAGGACCCUUUAUCACAUCACGCUCUUUACCUUCUUUUUGGCCCUUGCUCACUUCCUCUCCGAAGUCUUCAUUUACCACACUGCAGCCUUGACAAUUGGAGUUAUGGCACCUCUCAUGGUAGCAAGUUUCUCUAUUAUGGGGAUGCUGAUUGGGCUGCAGUACCUGGAGGUAGAAGCACUAUCACAAAACAAGAAGAAAAACUGAAGAUGAGGGCUCUGUAUAGGUCAGCGUCAUCCCCGGUCUUCACUGCCAGACUUCCACUAAAGCUCAGCUGAACUUCUCCAGGACACCAGUCCCAGUGGUGGAUCAGUGCUGGACUCUGUCAAUCACUGUUCAUUACCAAGUCUUUUUUUCUUGUCCAGGCAACAUUUUAACUGACUGAUGUCAAAGACCCAGAGGAGUUUGUGUCAAGCUUGUGGGGGGCAUUUGAUGACUGACUCCCCGGAUAGCAGGCAAAGUCUCAGGCAUGCCCAGUGCACUAAGGACUUCUCUCCCAGUGUAACUGUAGGGAGAAGGUGCAGGGCUAUCCAGGAUUCACUGAACACUUUGGACCAGAAAGAGAGAAUAGGUGCUACCCCUGGCACUGCCGUGUAACUUGCAUGUAUGUGUUCAUCAGGGGCCAUUUCUAAUAAAUGACAGAAAACUGCA